This is a messenger RNA of Blepharisma stoltei, 2026 nucleotides long. The record is from the annotation of a GenBank genome assembly. Lineage: Eukaryota; Ciliophora; Heterotrichea; Heterotrichida; Blepharismidae.
AUGGCACAAAAAACACACUACUAUUCCUUCGUAAGGCGGCAGCUUGAAAAAGCCCAGGUUAAAAAGCCGCACACGAAUGUUUCACAACGACCUGCUUUUGAGUCAAGUCCUUUAGGAUAUACCUUACGAAGCAAGUCAAAGUUUAGCGAAUCCGAAUAUCAGGAGAAAGAAUUCGAGCGAGGACGAUCAUACACUCCUCCAAUGCUUGAUUCUAGGCCACUUCCUUCGCCUGAUUUAAACGUAGAAAAGCAGCUACACUUCGAGACUCAAAGCAGUUUUCACGAUUUCAGUAACGACAAGGGAUCAUCCUUGCAUGAGCAGAUUCUCAGUCAUUUGUCGUCUUUACAGUCUUUGAAAAAUCUAAUUGAUUUGUUAUACCAAACGGUUGCUUCGUGUGUUCCUGGGAGAACAGAGAAAGUGGAAGGACAGUGCAGUUAUUGUGGAUGCUGCUGUGGGAAAGCUGAAAUUGAUGCAAAAUCUGAAGAGGAUUAUUUAAGACAGGGAUUAGAUAUGAUAUAACGCAGAUCAUCAAAUGGGAGGUCUAUUUUGCAGUAGACUAUUCCAUCAAAGGUGUAUGCCUCCUCCCCAUUUAAAUUGGAAAAAAAAACCUAUGUUCCAAUAGUUUUUUUAAAAAAAUAUAUAGAAUUUUUACUAUUUUAUUCCUAUUUAAAAGGGUUAAGGCUUUAGUCUUGGCUGGCUUAUGGAUUUCUGCGACUCUAUGCAAUGAGCGAUUAGGAGUAGUUUAAUUUAGAAUUAGCCUAUGAAUACCAAAAUGUAUUUUCAUUGGUAGAUACUAUUCCCCUAUGCUCAGGCCGAAACCAGUUUUUUAGUAGUAGAGGACACCCAAGGGUCCAAAGGGCAUGCUGGCACAUCCAUUACAGUCCCCGGAAAGCAGUCAAAAUCUACCUGGAUUCACACUUGCUGAGGCUGUAUUUAUUUCCCAGCUUCGAGUCUUCCCAACUACUCUGCCAAGAAGGCAGGCUGACCGUGGCCAUUUUAAUGCACAUCUGCAAAAUCUGAGGAGGCCUGCAAGCUUAUAAGGCUAGAAUUUACAAAUUUAGACUUAAAAAAGUGCUCCAAGUGUCAGCUGCUUUCACUUUUUCCUAAUAACUCUUCACAGACAGCCUGCGAAAUUUGUCUGCAGUCAAAGACAGCUCCAAAGCUGCUUAGCGAUGGGCUUGGAAUCACUAUGAAAAUUUCUCAAGAAAGCUCUGACGUUGCCGUGAGACCUAGAAGCCCUUCUCUUCAAAGCAAUAAACCUCUCUCAGGAAACUUAGAACUAAAAAUCGCAGGAAAAUCAAUAAAAAUUGAUAUAGGUAGACAAGCGAACUAUAUACAAGUAAUUUGCCCUCUCAGCCAGUCUAAGCGAAGGUCUUUAUCUGGACAUCAGCCAACGUCCCAGCAGCAAAACAACCCUAACCACUCCAAAGGAGGCAGCAUCACUAUUUUUGACAAGCCUUUUUCUCAAACAGAAACCCUCAAAGGCAUCAGUUCUUUGCUUUCUUCUCAAACUCACCGAUCCAGCUCAUCCUCAAACCUAUCCUCCCAAGGUCUAACAACUUGGGACGAAAUCCAGCAAAUCCUCAAAGAGCAGCUUAACACCUGUGAGUUUUCUACAGACCCCAAGCAGACCUGCCAGCAAUAUUUUUCAAAAUAUUUACCUAUAGUCAUCCUUUUGCUAUCAGAAAUUAAAGGCACUUUUCCGCUCCAGUCUAAGACCAUUGAAGCCACAUUUGAAGGGGUUCUGGCUCUAUGUGACUUUAUUUUAAAAGCCCAAAAGGAUUCAGAAAAAAAAAUGGACAGCUUAAACCAGCAGGCUCAAUUAAGACUGGAAGAAAAUAUCAUGUUAAAAGGCAAGCUUAUGCAGUUACAGAAUACCUUUAGAGAGCACGAGCUCAAAAGUGAAGAAAAAAUCGAACAAAUGAACGCUUUGGUCAAAAAAUAUGAAAACCUGCUAGAUAUGUAUAGAAAAGAGCUCGCCACUCAUAAUAAAUUGAGCGUAAUUAAGGAAGAGCUUCAGGAGUAA